This is a messenger RNA of Lycium barbarum (goji berry), 1982 nucleotides long. RefSeq lists its product as uncharacterized. The record is from RefSeq and is a predicted model, not a curated record. The transcript has a single exon. Lineage: Eukaryota; Viridiplantae; Streptophyta; Magnoliopsida; Solanales; Solanaceae. The coding region runs from base 77 to 1912 and encodes 611 amino acids.
ACAAAUUUCAUAAAUCAUACUAUUAUCAAAUUCAUUAUCAUUAUUGUCCUUCAACCAAUUAGUGUAUCAAUCAACAAUGUCUCCUCCACCUGCAUUGCUUGGUCCACCAGAAAUUCAUGGAAUUUCCACUACUAUCACCACCCCACCACCCACCCUACAUUCCCUCAUAAUUAAGUCAACAUUAACACCACAACAAGAUAUUUUUUAUCAGCCAAUUAUGACAAGAAUGGGUUUAACAGAAAAUGGUUCAGCCACUUUUUUAUCUACUGGAAACCCAUGUUUAGAUUUCUUUUUCCAUAUUGUACCUGAUACCCCAGAUCAAGAUUUAGUAAAAAGAUUAGAACUUUCUUGGAAAAAUGAUGCUUUAACAACCCUUAAGCUUAUUUGUAACUUAAGGGGAGUUAGAGGUACUGGAAAAUCAGAAAAAGAAGGGUUUUAUACUUCUUCUUUAUGGCUUCAUUAUUAUCAUCCUAAAACCCUUGCAUGUAAUGUUAAAGCCAUUGCUGAUUUUGGUUAUUUUAAGGAUGUUUUGGAGAUUUUGUAUAGAUUGGUUGAGGGUCCUGAUGUUAGAAAAAAUGAAAAAGAAGAGUGGACUGAAAAGAAAAAUAAUGGUUUUUUGGAGAAAAAAGAAAGGAGUAUUUCCUAUGUGAGUAAAGGGAAGGCAAAAAAAAUUAGAUUGGAAAAGAUUAUGGAUAAGGCAAAGAAAUUGUUGGAUAGAUAUGAUAAAGAUUGUAAUUUUAAGUUCUUGUAUGAUAAAAUUUCAGGUUUUUUUGCUGAUCAAUUGAGGGAGGACAUGAAAUUGUACAAUGAAGGGAAAUAUUAUGAACUUAGUCUUGCGGCUAAGUGGUGUCCCUCUCUUGAUUCAUCGUAUGAUAAGUCAUUGUUAAUGUGCGAAAGCAUUGGAAGAAAAUUAUUCCCUCGCGAAGAUUAUAUUGAGUAUCAGGAUCUUGAAGACGCGCAUUAUGCUUAUCGUGUGAGGGAUCGAUUGAGGAAAGAAGUUUUAGUGCCAUUACACAAGGCAUUGGAGGUUCCUGAGGUGUAUAUAUGUGCGAAUAAAUGGGAAGAUCUUCCUUAUAAACGCGUCCCUUCAGUCGCGAUGACAUUGUACAAGAAAUUGUUUUACAAGCACGAUAAAGAACGAUUCCAGCAGUACAUUGAAGAUGUGAAGAGUGGAAAAACAACAAUAGCUGCUGGUGCAUUGCUUCCACACGAGAUAAUCGCGUCGUUAAAGGAUUCCACGGGACCUGAGGUUGCUGAGCUUCAAUGGGAAAGAAUAGUUAGUGACUUAGCAAAAAUAGGGAAGUUAACAAAUUGCAUGGCAAUAAGUGAUGUAUCAGGAAGUAUGAGUGGGACUCCAAUGGAAGUUUCUGUUGCUUUAGGGUUGCUUAUUUCUGAACUUAGUGAAGAACCUUGGAAAGGGAAGUUAAUCACAUUUAGCAGUAAUCCAGAAUUUCACUUUGUGAAGGGGAAAAAUUUGUCACAAAAGACUAAUUUUAUUAGGAGAAUGGUUUGGGGUGGCAAUACUGAUUUUCAGAAAGUGUUUGAUAAAAUUCUUGAAGUGGCUGUGAAGGGGAAAUUAAGCGAGGAACAAAUGAUAAAGAGGGUGUUUGUAUUUAGUGACAUGGAAUUUGAUCAGGCUUCAAUGAAUCCAUGGGAGACAGAUUAUCAAGUUAUACAGAAGAAGUUUAAGAAAAAUGGUUAUAAAAAAGUGCCUGAAAUUGUGUUUUGGAAUUUGAGGAAUUCAGUGGCAACACCAGUACCUAGUAAUCAAGAAGGGGUGGCACUUGUGAGUGGAUUUUCAAAGAAUCUUGUCACUUUGUUCUUGGAAGAAGGUGGGAUUAUGAGUCCUGAAGCUGUUAUGAUGCAAGCUAUUUCGGCUGAAGAGUAUCAAAAGCUUGUAGUGUUUGAUUAAAUUGUAAAAAGAAUUGUUGGAAUUGUGAUGAGAUGUGCUCUUUAAUUUCGAUCUAUUAAUAAGAAAUAUG